AUUCCCCUUCUGCAGUCGAAAAUGUCGAAGCGAGGACGCGGAGGAUCGGCGGGUAACAAGUUUAGGAUGUCGCUGGGUCUGCCAGUGGCGGCUACGGUGAACUGCGCCGACAACACAGGUGCGAAGAACCUGUACAUCAUCUCCGUGAAGGGGAUCAAGGGUCGUCUGAACCGGUUGCCGUCAGCUUGUGUUGGGGAUAUGGUGAUGGCCACCGUGAAGAAGGGGAAGCCGGAUCUUAGGAAGAAGGUGUUGCCUGCUGUCAUUGUGAGGCAGCGCAAGCCCUGGCGCAGAAAGGAUGGCGUUUACAUGUACUUCGAAGAUAAUGCAGGUGUUAUCGUAAAUCCAAAGGGUGAGAUGAAAGGUUCUGCCAUCACUGGUCCAAUUGGGAAGGAGUGUGCUGAUUUGUGGCCAAGGAUUGCAAGUGCUGCCAAUGCCAUUGUUUAAGCUUUCCAGCUUGUGACACUCUGUUCUUUGCAUUGUUCAGAUCAUACUCUGACUGAAAUUUUGCAAUAACUAUUAGCUUCUGCUUGCUUGGUUUGUUAUUUUAAUGGGUUUUGACUGGAUAAAUUUCAAAACUUUAAAAAUGCAAUGUAACUUAUGGAUAUAAUCUCUCCUGUUUUCAUUAAAUAUCAAUGUGCUUG
Molecule: messenger RNA, 641 nt
Organism: Rubroshorea leprosula
Lineage: Eukaryota; Viridiplantae; Streptophyta; Magnoliopsida; Malvales; Dipterocarpaceae
Source: the annotation of a GenBank genome assembly